Thlaspi arvense is the source of this 2994-nucleotide messenger RNA. The record is from the annotation of a GenBank genome assembly. Lineage: Eukaryota; Viridiplantae; Streptophyta; Magnoliopsida; Brassicales; Brassicaceae.
AAAAGAUCAUGCCGACAUCGAAAAAAAAAGAAAAGAAAAAAGAUCAUACCGACAUAGCCUACCUAGAGAGAGAGUAAAAGUCUGACACGUGGCAUGACAAAACGGAUGCACUACGUGUCGGAGGUUGGUUCGGCAGUAAGUCAUCGUUCCCACUCACUCUCUAUAAACCAACUUCUGAUUUGCUCAUUAAAGAAGAAAAUAAUACACUGAAACAAGAGAGAGUUUUGAUCGGUUCUCUUGGAAAAGAAAGAACACAGUUUUUUGGAAAAAUGGAUCUGACACAUCCUUCUUCUGGCCAUUCUCAAGCAGAGGAUCCAAUCAAAAUUCAACAUUUAGAGGAAGAAGAGCAUCAUGAGAGUGGUGCAUCUAAAAUGUUCAGGAAAGUGAAAGCAAGAGCUAGGAAGUUCAAGAACAGUCUUACUAAACAUGGCAAUGAGCAUGAUCACGAUGUGGAAGAUGAAGAAGAAGACGAUGACAUCGACGAGCAAGAACCAGAAAAGCAACACGCUCCAGUGAAUGAAGUGUCUACCGCGAGAAGCUAUAGAACGAGUGAACCUUCGGAGAAGAAAGAUAGCAGAGAAGGUGAUCACGUGCCAUUGAACGCUCCUCCUGCGUCUCUGUUUGCUCAUGGUGAAGAUGAGAAUCUAGGUGGUCAACGGGAAGUCAACACUGAGACUCCCAAAAGAUCGGAGCACGAUCUGAGAAUUGAAUCUACUUAUCCGGCCAAGACUACUCACAACAUCCCACAAGGAAGUGGAGAAGAUGGAGUCUCAGGGAUUGAUGUGAAGUCAGGAUUAGGGUUUGAAAGAGACUUGCCGACGGGAACUGAGGUGGAGUCGGAAUCUGGGAUCGGAAAGGAUUCGCCGGCAAGAUUUGGAGGAGGGUCAAGAACUGAGCUGGAAAAGGAUGUUCCGCCGAGAAGCUUCGAAUUUGAUCAGAAGACAGAAUCUGGAAUCGACAAGGACUCGCCGGCGGGAUUAUGUGGGAAACCAGAGACUGAGGUGAGGGAUGAUUUUCCGGCGAAAAGCCAUGAGUUUGAACAGAAGAUCGAAUCUGGAGUCGGCAACGAUUCUCCGACGAGAUUCGGUGGCAUGCCGGAAACUGUGCCGAGGGAUGAUUUUCCGGCGAAGAGUCAUGAGUUUGAUCAGAAGAUCGAGUCUGGAAUCGGAAACGAUUCGCCGACGAGAUUUGGUGGAAAGCCGGAAACUGUACCGAGGGAUGAUUUUCCGGCUAAGAGUGAUGAGUUUGAUCAGUUGAUCGAGUCUAGAAUCGGCAACGAUUCGCUGACCGGAUUUGGUGGAAAGCCGGAAACUGUGCCGAGGGAUGAUUUUCCGGCGAAGAGUGAUGAGUUUGAUCAGUUGAUGGAGUCUAGAAUCGGCAACGAUUCGCUGACCGGAUUUGGUGGAAAGCCAGAAACUAAUUUCCCGGCGAAAAGCCAUGACUUGGAUGAGAAGACCGAAUCUGGAAUCGGCAACUAUUCGCCGACGGGAUAUGGCGGAAACCCAGGAACCGAGCUGAGGGAUGAUUUUCCGGCGAAGGGUCGUGACUUUGAAGAGACGAUCGGAUCCGAAAUCGGGAAGGAUACUGGUGAUAGAGAACCAGGAACUGAACGGAGGGAAGAUUUUUUGGGGAAAAACUACGAAUUUGAACAGGAGAUGGAAUCUGCAGUCGACAACGAUUCGCCUACGAGAUUCGCCGGAGAAUCGGAAACUGGAGUGGAGAAAGGAUUCGACUUGAAGAAGGAGACUGUAAUCGGGAAGGAGUCAGAGUCUGAACUAGACAAAAACUUUCCGACGAGGAGUGAUGAUGUGAAAAAAAUAGAGACUGACUUUGGAACUAAUGAUAAACUCUCACCGGGAUUUUCUCCUCCGGAAGAGAGAGAUGACUUCGAUUCACAAGCGGAGGAGACACAAGAGCCAAAACCCGCCACCUACACAGAGAUGAUGGGCUCAGCGACGUCGUUCUUAUCAGGCAAAGCUAUAGCCACGAAGGACGUCGUGGCUUCAAGCCUAGGGUACUCCGGCAAACCCGCCGGCGAGCAACUCGAGAGCCCCGUGGCUGUCCAAACUCCGGAAAACGAAAAGGUCACAGAAAGUGGAUCACCGGUGACGACGCAGUUGCCCCUCUCCGGCGGUGGAAGUGGAGUCGAGGAGACGGAACUAGGGGAAGAGAAAGUCGUGGCAGGUAGAGAUUAUCUGGCGGAGAAGGUGAAACCUGGAGAAGACAACAAGGGUUUGUCUGAGAUGAUCACCGAGAAACUUAAUCUCGGAGGAGGAGAGAAGACAACCACGCCAAAUGAAGUGGUGGAGAAGAUCCCUUCCGACGAUGUAUCGGAGGAGAAAGAACACGGUGAGGCGGUUGCGGAGAAGAUGACACCUGAAGAAGAAGACAAGGCUUUUUCUGAGAUGGUCGCCGAGAAACUUAACCUCGGGGGAGAAACGAAGACAAAGGAUGUGGAAGUGACGGCGGAGAAGAAUCUUUCCAAGGAAUUAUCGGAUGAAAAAGAACACGGUGAGACGGUUGCGGAGGAAGGAAACGGAGGAGGAAUGGUGGGGAAGAUUAAAGGAGCGUACAAUUAUUGGCUCGGUGGUACGACGGAGGAGGUGAAGCCGAAAUCUCCGGUUUCAGUUGAAGAGUCUUCUUCACAAUCACUUGGCUCCACCGUUGGGACUAAAGGGUUUUCAGAUUCCGGUGAAAGCGGGGUAGGAGAGUCAGGCGGUAGUACCGGAGCUGUGCCGGUGCACAGAGGGAUUUAAAAAUCUGGGAAUUGAGAUUUGAGAUUUUUCUUUUGGAAUGUUUCCAUGUGUGUUUUUGUUGAUGUCUUUGUUUGUGACUGAUGUAUUUUGAUGUAAUCCUUCUUUGCCUAAAAUGAUCAGAAUAAUAUUGGGUUAAUAAAAUAAAAUAUUUGUUUUGGAUUAAGUUCCUCCAUUUCUCUAGAUGAUCAUUGUAGGCUAUAGCUUAGAGCCUUCAUUUGUUGUUUAAUCAUAGGACAGC